CACUAAUAACUAUUAAAAAUAAAAUGGUGAAGUAUGAUAAAAUCAGAAUAAUCUUUAUUGGCCAAGUAUGUUUACCAAUACAAGGAAUUUGACUCUUGUUUAGUGGUUAUUGAUAUAUUUACAUACAUUAACACAACAAUAUCAAGAAAUAUGGUGAAACCAUUUCUGUGAACUGUAAACAAGAUACAUAUAGUGCAAAGAAGUGAAGUGUAAAUGAAGUUUGUUUCAAGAGUAGUUUGGUUGAUAUACUAAUAUAACGUACACAUGAAGCCUAAACUAUAUUAUAUUUUUAUGGGCAGUCUAGUGUUGACUGUAAUGCAUUUCUAUCCCAAAUAAAUGGUUUAUAUCCACUGAUUAAUGUUUAAUUUGUUCCAGCUGUAGCACUAGAUGUUGUUGGGCAUUAUUUUGGCCCCUCUUAGGUAUAAUUUAUCUCAAUAAUCCAGGUUUUUAUUCAUACGUAGGUUCAGUUAACAGCUAACAAAACCACUGUUGAUCGACGGGUACGAGCUUUGCACGCCCCCGAUGCGUCUUGCUCUCGUAGCCAGUUCACCUAUUCAUAUGUAAAUGAACCGACACAUAUACUUAGCACAUGCCCUCUUGAAGCGGCAUUAUCGAGCCCAGUCUGUCUGUACGCUUUGUUGGCCGCUGGGCUCGGCCAUCUGUCCCACUGAGAGGCUGUAACGGCUCUUUGGAUCCGGAGGGCUUCUGGCAGCGCCUGGGUUAAACUUUCACAACAUGGCCCCCAUCCGAAACAACACAAACGGAGUGGAUAGAGGUGAUAACUGCAGUGGAGUCAAACCUGACAGAAAGAUGAGGAAACCUCUGGUCGAGAAGAAAAGAAGAGCACGCAUCAAUGAAAGUUUACAAGAACUCAGAGUACUCAUCGCAGACGCAGACUUACAAUCAAAGAUGGAGAAUGCCGAAGUACUGGAGAUGACAGUGAAACGGGUGGAGAGCAUCCUGCAUAACCGGGCUCAAGAGAUGGGCGCUGUGAACCGGGAGGCCUGCGAGCGUUUCGCGGCAGGUUACAUCCAGUGUAUGCACGACGUCCACACUUUUGUGUCCAGCUGCCCGGGAAUUGACCCAACCAUCGCCGCGGAGCUGCUGAACCACCUCCUGGAGAGCAUGCCCCUGAACGACGAGGACCGCCUCCGGGUGAUGCUGCCGGAUAGCCCCGGCAACAACAGCACUUGGUCCCUGCCUGAGAGCAUGUCCCCGGCCUCGGUGUCCCCGGUGUCCCCGGCCCCAUCCAGCGUCUCCACCGACGAUCUCUGCUCUGACCUGGAUGAAACCGACUCAGAGCAAAGCCAUGUUUCUUCUUCAGAGGAGGCCGAGCAGCAUGAUGUGUCGAGCCUGCCUUCUUUAAUAUACCCCAAGUCAGUGUGGAGACCGUGGUAGAUCAUUUUAAGAAGAAAAAGCAUGUUUUAAUAAACUACAGUAGAUGAUUUAAAGCUUUGUGGUAGGAUGUUUUGCGCCAUAGGCCUCACUCAGUACAAGACAAAAACACUACUGGAAUGACAACUUGUUGAAAGGCAUAUGAGAAGCUCUUUGUGUAAUUAUUGGGGAUCAACAAUUAAACUGAAAUGUAUUUAAUAAAUAAAAUAUGUAAUUAAAUCUGUUUUACAGAGGUCAGUGACCUAUAGGGUGUUCAUGUGGAGGUGGCCUGCCUUCAAUGAAGGGGAAAUGCAUAUGUAAAUAUUUACCUGUUGAAUAUGACUGAGCUGUAUAGAAGAUAGAUGUCACGUUAGAAAUGCAUUGAUAGCUGUGUGUAAAUUAUUUCUUAUUUAGGAUGUCUUUAAUGUCAAAUGACAGUUAGGCUACCUCAUCUGAUUUG
Scomber scombrus (Atlantic mackerel) is the source of this 1834-nucleotide messenger RNA. RefSeq names its product hes family bHLH transcription factor 6 (gene hes6). The coding region runs from base 736 to 1398 and encodes 220 amino acids. The transcript has 4 exons. The record is from RefSeq and is a predicted model, not a curated record. Gene Ontology annotation, cellular component: nucleus. Gene Ontology annotation, biological process: regulation of transcription by RNA polymerase II; regulation of neurogenesis; anterior/posterior pattern specification. Gene Ontology annotation, molecular function: RNA polymerase II cis-regulatory region sequence-specific DNA binding; DNA-binding transcription factor activity, RNA polymerase II-specific; protein dimerization activity. NCBI's taxonomy places the organism in Eukaryota, Metazoa, Chordata, Actinopteri, Scombriformes, Scombridae.